This is a messenger RNA of Trichomonas vaginalis G3, 621 nucleotides long. RefSeq names its product cytidylate kinase protein. Bases 1 to 621 code for a protein of 206 amino acids. Gene Ontology annotation, biological process: CDP biosynthetic process; UDP biosynthetic process. Lineage: Eukaryota; Parabasalia; Trichomonadida; Trichomonadidae. The record is from RefSeq and is a predicted model, not a curated record. Gene Ontology annotation, molecular function: UMP kinase activity; ATP binding. Gene Ontology annotation, cellular component: nucleus; cytoplasm. The transcript has a single exon.
AUGGAAGGAAAAGAUAUUAUCUUUGUUCUUGGUGGACCAGGCUCUGGCAAGGGAACACAAGCUACAAGAAUUGCCAAAGAGUAUGAUAUUGGAUACCUUUCUGCAGGCGAUCUUCUUAGAAUGGCAGCAAAAAUUGCCUCAGAUCCACCAGCAGGUUUUGAUCCACAGCUUCUUGCUGAAUAUAAGGAGAUCGACAGGAUCAUCAAAGAGGGUGCCUUAGUUCCAGGCCACGUUACAAUCAAGCUUCUCCGCGAUGCUAUGGUUGCCGGACCUCAAAAGCACUGGUUUAUUGAUGGCUUCCCACGUGAGCUUUGCCAGGAGGCCGAGUUCGUCCAGAAGUGCAAGCCAGCAACCGCUUUGCUCUUCAUCGACGUCCCAGAUGAGGAACUCAAGAAGCGUCUUCUCAACCGCGGCUUAUCAUCAGGCCGUAUUGAUGACAAUGAAGAAUCAAUCAAGAAGCGCUUAGUUACAUACCAUAAUCAGACUGAAGCAGUUAUCGGAAAAUUCCGCUCUGAAAACAAGAUCAUUUCCGUUGAUGGAAACCAUCCGAUCGAUGCUGUCCAUGAUGAUAUCGUCGUACAACUCAAGAAACUUUGGACAGAUUUGGAAAAAAAGAAUUGA